UUCUUACAAUACUGUCGGGGCGUUCUACAACGUCGGGAUAUCGUACAGCAAAACAGACGACAUUGAGAAAAGUGUCAUAUUUGCUGUCGUUUUUGCACCAAACCUUGCAUGGAGAGCUCCGGACGCGACGACAAAGCCACUUCAGCUUUGCGACCUGGUGCGAGUGCCAACUAAGAGCCUCGGACAAGACGUUCCCGAAUUCGAUGUUGAUGUCUUCGCUAUUCAUGUGUUCCAUGACCAUGAGCACGAACUCUUGGUUUGGAGCCUCACAGAUCAGUGCCGCCAACCGUGUAUUGCCCCGUCUUAAUGUAUUGACAAGCGGACACUCGACCGUGAGAUACGGGAUUAUCUCUUGUCCACCAUUCACGAGGCUAGCGCCACUGCGGACAAGCAGUUCAGCAGCUUCGCUAUGGUCAUAUUGAGUAGCAUAGGCGAGGGCCGUAUGCGAGUCCACUUCAGUGUCGUUGACGUAGUCCUUAGCAUCAGAGGAUUCCUCCAAAAGCUUGCGGAUUAUGGGGAGCAAGCCCAAGGCUGAACAAAUUUGCAAAACGCCAAACAUGGAGCAUACCCUCCUCGUCGCCCACCGCAUGUGGUCCUUCAUAAUUCCGUCUGGGUCAUACUCGAGCCACCAAGCAGUGCGGAG
Messenger RNA from Colletotrichum phormii, 643 nucleotides. RefSeq lists its product as uncharacterized. The record is from RefSeq and is a predicted model, not a curated record. NCBI's taxonomy places the organism in Eukaryota, Fungi, Ascomycota, Sordariomycetes, Glomerellales, Glomerellaceae. The transcript is spliced from 2 exons. The coding region runs from base 204 to 422 and encodes 72 amino acids.